This is a messenger RNA of Closterium sp. NIES-65, 1704 nucleotides long. The record is from the annotation of a GenBank genome assembly. Lineage: Eukaryota; Viridiplantae; Streptophyta; Zygnematophyceae; Desmidiales; Closteriaceae.
AUGGCAGCAACACUGGCGGAUUCUUUCUUGGCGGAUCUAGACGACCUCUCCGACAAUGAAGAGGCGCCCCAGGAGCCAGGUGCUGGUGGGGGCAUGGAGGAGGGGUCGGAUGGCGACGAGGAGGAGGAGGAAACGAUGGACUUGGAAGCUCUCAACUAUGACGACCUGGAUGCAGUGGCAAAGCUGCAGAAGUCUGCACGAUACAUUGACAUGAUGCGGAGGGUGGAAGCUGCAUUGGAAGCUUCCGAUGCACAACUUGCCACCAUUGCUGAAGAGGAGGGAACUGAACCCAAAUCCGAACAGCAAACCCAAGGACAGAGCAAAGAGAAUAGUCAGGAACAGCAGGGGUCAACUCCCCCUGUGUCUGCAGCAUCAGCAGCUGCAGCAGCUGUAGCAGCAGGCCUCACCCCUCCCUCUGCCACCACCACCACUGCUUCUGCUGCUACAGCAUCUGCUUCUGCUGCUACAGCCAGUUCUACUCCUGCUGCUACAGCUGCUGCAGCACCAAUGGACGAGUCAGAGUACCAAUUAAUUGUGGACUGUAACGGGCUUGCAGUGGAUAUUGAUAAUGAAAUAACCAUAGUGCAUAACUUCAUUAGGGACAAUUACCGCCUUAAAUUCCCGGAGCUGGAAUCGCUAGUGCUGCACCCGAUCGAUUACGCGCGCGUGGUCCGUCGGAUCGGCAACGAGAUGGAUCUGACGGUUGUGGAUCUGGAAGGGCUGUUGCCCUCGGCGACGAUCAUGGUGGUGUCGGUUACUGCCUCCACCACUACAGGACGGCCGCUGCCGGACGACGCACUGCAGAGGACGAUGGAGGCGUGUGACAGGGCGUUGGCUUUGGAUGAUGCGAAGAAGAAAGUGCUCAGGUUUGUGGAGAGCCGGAUGGGAGGCUUGGCGCCGAACCUGUCAGCGGUGGUUGGUUCGGCAAUAGCGGCCCAGUUGGUGGGCGUGGCGGGGGGGCUCAUGGCCCUGGCUUCCAUGCCUGCUUGCAACAUUCAGGUGCUCGGGAGCAAGAGGAAGACCCUAUCAGGCUUUUCCACCGCCACCUCUCUGCCGCACACCGGCUUCCUCUUCCACUGCGAGGUCGUCCAGGCCACCCCUCCCCCUCUCCGCAUGCGCGCCACCCGCCUUGUCGCGGGGAAAUGCGCCUUGGCAGCGCGAGUAGACGCGACUCACGGGGAUCUGAGCGGGGGAGCGGGGCGGCGGCUGCGGGUGGAGAUGGAGAGGAAGAUUGACAAGUGGCAGGAGCCGCCCCCCGCCAAGCAGCCCAAGCCACUGCCCGUGCCCGAUGCAGAACCGAAAAAGAGGAGAGGGGGGCGACGGCUGAGGAAGAUGAAGGAACGCUACGGCAUCACAGACAUGAGAAAGCUAGCCAAUCGCAUGCAGUUUGGAGUGGAGGAGCAAUCAACGCUGGGAGACGGGCUAGGCGAGGGGUACGGCAUGCUGGGGCAAGCGGGGUCGGGGCGGCUGAGAGUGGCUGCUGCUGCCAGCAACCUCAAGACCAAAGUCGCCAAGAAAUUCAAGGAGCGUAGCUACGGCAGCAGUGGCAACACGUCGGGACUCUCUUCGAGUCUCGCCUUCACGCCCAUCCAGGGUAUAGAGCUGACCAACCCGCAAGCGGCACAGAUGUCUCACCUGGGGAGCGGCACUCAGAGCACCUAUUUCUCGGAAACAGGGACCUUUUCCAAGAUAAAAAAGCCAUGA